Monopterus albus (swamp eel) is the source of this 2559-nucleotide messenger RNA. It is a transcript of the gene tmem276a, whose product is annotated as transmembrane protein 276a. Gene Ontology annotation, cellular component: membrane. Lineage: Eukaryota; Metazoa; Chordata; Actinopteri; Synbranchiformes; Synbranchidae. The transcript has 4 exons. The record is from RefSeq and is a predicted model, not a curated record. The coding region runs from base 380 to 1285 and encodes 301 amino acids.
GAGCAUCAUCUACAGUACUGUCAGUGCAGGCCUGGGGCUUGAUGUGCGUUCAUAUAUUUGCUCUGUCUCCAUCUACUGGAGAAGAUUGUUGGAUUGGCCAGCAGGCUCCCUGGCUAGACUGAGUUCAGAACCAUAAAGGAAACAACCAGAAGAGCCCUUCGAAGCCCAAAUGUAUUUAUCCUCCGCCUCGGAAUUUGGUUGUUUUUGGCGAUGGUUGACAAAUCAGAGAAAUGAGGGUUUUGAGGAUAUAUCUGCAUUUCAGGUGUCUAUGUUUUGCUGAAUUUCCUCCCCACCUCAGACACUGACAGCAGCAGCCAAGUCCCGGAGUCCUGCUAUCCCGUGGAUUUAUCACGGCACCGAGGUAAGAUACGCAUGGAACAUGGCUGCUAUGAGGACUUUAACCGUGGCAGGUCUCUUUUUGGCAUUUUGCGCUAUGGGACUGAUAGCAAUAGCGAUCAGCACCGACUACUGGUACGAGACUGACGCGAGGAGGCACCGGGAACGCUGCAAGAAUUAUUCAAACAAAAGAAACGAUCCCGGCUACAUUUACAUCUCCAACAACAACCUUCCACUUCGUAUGUUGCCAAAGGAGAAAAACGUGGAGAGAAAGGACUCAGAUGUUAGCGGCAAAAUGCUGCUACGGGCCAAGCGGCACUUCUUGCCUCCUGCCCCGGCCAUGGAGUCCCUCUGCAGUCGGCAGUACAACUCCACCAUCACCGGACUGUGGAGAAAGUGCCACCGAGAGGCAUUUGACUUGGAGACAGAGGAUCUGAUCUUUAAAGGAUUGGUUCGGCGCUGCACGCCAAUAAAAUACUACUACUCAUCAUCAGCGUUGCCCAGAAAUCUGCCAGUCAACCUGACGAAGACAAUAAGGCAGGAUGAGUGGCACGCGCUACACCUCCAGAGGAUGACUGCCAGCUUCAUAGGCAUGGCCAUAUCCAUCAUCCUGUUCGGCUGGAUCAUAGGCGUGCUGGGAUGCUACAAAGAGCAUGAUCUGAUGCAGUAUGUCGCUGGACUUCUCUUCCUCAUGGGAGGAACAUGCUGCAUCAUUUCCCUUUGUACAUGCGUUGCUGGGAUCAACUUUGAGCUGUCGCGCUAUCCUCGCUACAUGUUUGGCAUGCCAGAGGACAUCAGUCACGGUUAUGGCUGGUCCAUGUUUUGCGCUUGGGGUGGACUGGGCCUGACGUUGUUGGCUGGUUUCUUGUGCACACUGGCUCCUUCCCUCUACCCUCCUCCGCACGCCCCUGUGGCGCACAAGCCCAGACAGGAAAACGGAUGUGUGUGACAGGUCGCUGCACUUACAAUAGACACCUGUCUCAUCCUGAAACAGUGACGAGCCCUGUUCCAGAGACAGUAUUACCCAGGGACUCAGAGCAGAGCCUGGCACAGAGAAAGCAGAGGACACUGGACACUGACUCUCACUCACAAGAAAAUGAAAAAAGAACUGACAUUUGACUUAAGACGAUUUCACGGUGCUUUUUCCUGUCCCUCUUUAUGAAUGAACUGUUCAGUCUUAUUGCUUGCUCUUCAAGAGGAGAAUAAUUAUACACAUUUCCUCCAGUAAAAUCUGAUAGUUUGAGAAGAUUAAAAUAAAUACUGGCAGGAAAUCAAUAGCACAACUCGGGACUCUGUAUACAACAUGUGUAAUGCCACAUUUAAAAAGGGCAACUGUGUAUCAUUAUGUACCCAUUCAAAAUAACAUAUGUACAUUUACCUUUUGAAUUGUAUGUAUGCAGAUGCAUUUGUGUUGAUUCAAGAAAAAAAAUGUAAGCAUUACGAUGUUGUUUUUGAGGUCUUACUCCCAUCAAAAUAUUUUUAAAAAUAAAACGGCCAUGCCAAACUAUUCCUCCUCCACUCCCCCCACUUUGUAACAUGCUGAACAUACAUCAUACAUUUCUCUGUGGUUGUUUUGAGCCUCACAUAAUGACAUGAGUUCCCUGGUAUGUCAGCAGACUUUUAUAGCAGCAGACAUUUGUGUUGGAAAGAGACAUUUGCAGGCGCCUGGUUUAUUCAACCACUUGUGAGCACUUCAGUGCAAAAAACAUCAGUAGCCAAAACUUAAAUCAAACUUGACCAAAGCCAAGUGAUAAAACAGACAAAAACAAAACAACCCAAAUAUAAUACAAUGGAAAAAGUAAAGUUAUUUUCCACUGUGCAAUACAAUGAAAUAAAACCUUAUUUAAAAAUUUCAACUAUAUAUUUGCAAAAAAAUACAUCCAAAUAAGGAAAUGGAAAAUUCUCUGACUACAUACUGUAAACAUACUGACAAAGGAACAGAUUUGUACUUUGUUAUAACAGAUUAAAUUAAAUAGGGCUGUUUUUUUUCAACUUAGCUAAACUUUCAUACCAGCCACUGUGAGCUGAAAUUACUUUUCCAUAGCUUUUAUGAGAAAUUACAUCUUGCUGUCAUCUAAUUUAAAUGCAGCUUCACUCAUUUCCUGAGGUUUCUCUGCUCUUUAGAUUCUCCUCUUUACUACUAGAAAGCUCAAGCGAUAAAAGCUGCAGCGACAGCUGGUUAAAAUCAUAUUGGUGACUGGAGUUAUUACAAGUGUCUGAUGU